CGCUCUGCAGGGGCAGACACCGGUGGAGAAGGACUCAUUGUUUACACGUUUUAACUAGAAACCUGACAGGGAAGUAUGACUAUGACCUGGUGGUUAUCGGCGGUGGUUCAGGAGGCCUUGCCUGCUCCAAAGAAGCUGCACAGCUGGGACAGAAGGUGGCUGUUUUAGAUUACGUGGAGCCGUCUGUUAAAGGAACCAAGUGGGGUCUCGGUGGUACAUGUGUUAAUGUCGGCUGCAUCCCUAAGAAGCUCAUGCACCAGGCUGCUCUGCUUGGCACCGCGGUGAAGGAUGCUAAGAAGUACGGCUGGCAGAUCUCAGGGCCAAUCUGCCACGACUGGGCCACCAUGGCGGAGGCUAUUCAAAACCACGUCAGGUCUCUGAACUGGGGGCACAGAGUUCAGCUCCAGGACAAGAAGGUGAAGUAUCUGAACGUCAGAGGAAGUCUGCUGGAUGAACACACCGUUAAAGGAUUAACUAAAGCAGGGAAGCAGACUAUCCUGACGGCCAAGAACAUCGUGAUCGCCACAGGUGGACGACCCAACUACCCCACUAAUAUCCCAGGAGCGAUGGAGCACGGCGUCACCAGUGACGACAUCUUCUGGCUGAAAACGUCGCCUGGGAAAACGCUUGUGGUUGGAGCCAGCUACGUGGCUCUGGAGUGUGCAGGCUUCCUCAAAGGCAUUGGCUUGGACACCACAGUGAUGGUCCGCAGCAUCGCCCUCCGGGGGUUUGAUCAGCAAAUGGCAGGUCUAGUGACCGACUACAUGGACACAUAUGGGACCAAGUUCAUAUGGAAGUGUGUCCCAAAGCGAGUGGACAAACUCUCCUCGGGAGUCCUGCAGGUGACCUGGACUGACACCCUCACGGGCAACGAGCACAAGGACACCUACGACUCUGUGUUGUGGGCAGUCGGCAGAGCCCCUGAAACUAAAGCCCUGGGCCUGGACAAGCUUGGCGUGCAACUCAAAAAGGACACGGGGAAAAUAGUUGUGGGUGCUGACGAGUCCACCUCGGUGCCAAACAUCUACGCUUUCGGUGACAUCGGCGAGGGUCGUCCUGAAUUGACCCCAACGGCCAUUAAAGCGGGAAAGCUUCUCGCCCGCAGACUGACUGGUCACAGCACUGAACUCAUGAACUACGACAACGUGCCCACCACAGUGUUCACCCCCCUGGAGUACGGCUGUGUGGGUGUAUCUGAGGAGGAGGCUGAGAAGAGACUUGGGAAAGACGGCAUCGAGGUCUACCACGCGUUCUACAAGCCGCUGGAGUUCACUGUCGCAGAGCGCGAUGCCAGCCAGUGUUACUUAAAGGUGGUGUGUGAGCGGGGCGGAGACCAGAAGAUCCUGGGGCUGCACUUCACCGGUCCGAGCGCUGGAGAGGUCACACAGGGCUUUGCUCUGGGCCUCCAGUGUGGAGCAACAUAUUCUCACCUGUUGCAGACGGUAGGCAUCCACCCAACCUGUGCCGAGGAGGUGACCAAGGUCAACAUCAGUAAGCGGUCCGGCUUGGACGCCACGGUAACCGGCUGCUGAGGUUAAGCGCCUCGGUCUCUGAGCACUAGUGAGCACACAGGUCCCUCUGGGGUGUUAGGGUUAGCCUGGGCUUCUCCUGCUCUCUCUCCUUGUCCCUCUCCUUCUCUGUGCCCCAGCUUCACAGUCCCCUCUCUGGGUCUCUCCAUAGUCCAGUCCCUCAUCACGGGCUGCCCAGGUUACUGUCACUGACACAUGAUGUGAUAACAGGACUGUGAUUAUCUCUUAUAGGUUGUGCAUGUUGCGUGUGCUGUAGAGGGUUAUAGAUCAGGUUAGUGAGAGCCGUGUCUGCAGAGCGAGCGUCUUAAAUAAACAGGCUCAUCAAUCAGGAUCAAGGUCUGCGCUCAGGGUUUUGUUGAACUCGUACGAGAACCGUGGACCGAACCCGAACGUUUUUCUGAAUAUAUAUUCUGCAAAUAUUGUUGUUUCCCCGGCUGUACUUCCUGUCCAUUAGUCUUGGAGGUGACACAUACCAUACACCCCCGCAAGCCCCCCCUCCCCCCAUGACACUGAUGGAUGGCCCCAGGGCCGUCGCUGCAGCGACACCGCCCCAUUUCCCAUGGACACACACAAACAGUCGGUGGGCCGCCUGUCAGUCAGCUAAGACCUGGCCAGGGAGCCGCGGCUUGUUUAGGGCCCAGCAGACUCCUUCCUUUUCCUCCCAUGACCUUCUCCGUCCCACUGCAUGAAAGAAUAGACUGGGACUCCAAACAUGUGCUGUUAAAAGCUGUGUGGAGGCAACUCUACCUGUUGACAGCAGUGCUGCGAGAGCUCUGCUCUAACUGUACUGCUCAGACUCACCUGAAGGUGGCACUGUUGCCCUCCACUUCUCCCCGCUUUGUCUCAGCCAAGAAGACAGGAUCAAGUAGUCACUGGAUAAAACAUAAGCCUGAAUACAUUGAGGUUGCACUAUUUAAUCCCUUUAAUCCCUUGAAGAGAUAUGUGCUUUUGGAUGACGUUUGAGAGCAGACUGGCUUUAUUGGUGCCAAACUGAUAAAGGUUAUCUGUUGUGUAUUUACAUGGAUGGCAGGUUAGCCUGCAGAGUCAUCACCCGUGUAGAUAAGGCAAGUUGUUUAUAUCAAUAAAGCAGUAAUAGGCCUCCACCGUUUGCCAAAGUGCACAAAUGUUCAACCUGCUGGCUGUGCUGGACAUCUUGGGUUUGUUAAGUAGAGGAUGAGGAGGAGGAGGAGGAGGAGGGCUGUCAAUAAAGUGGUUUGCUGCAGACAUCGGGGGACUAGCAGGAGGCUGCGGGGCGUAGUUUAUUUUUAUUUGAAGUCUAAUCUGCCCAGUCUGAUUAAUGAUUCCGAUGAGGGGAGUGACAGUG
Molecule: messenger RNA, 2853 nt
Organism: Cottoperca gobio
Lineage: Eukaryota; Metazoa; Chordata; Actinopteri; Perciformes; Bovichtidae
Gene: txnrd2.2
Product: thioredoxin reductase 2, tandem duplicate 2
Biological process (GO): cellular response to oxidative stress; cell redox homeostasis; glutathione metabolic process
Cellular component (GO): mitochondrion; cytosol
Molecular function (GO): glutathione-disulfide reductase (NADPH) activity; thioredoxin-disulfide reductase (NADPH) activity; flavin adenine dinucleotide binding
Source: RefSeq, a predicted model, not a curated record